UGUUUUAACGGUGUAAAACGAAGAUUUUCAACCCGAAUGUCCGAUAGAAAAAAAAAAUGCAAAUUCCUUGUGUUUGAGAAGGCAAUGAACCCAACCCGUUGACGAAAGUUCAAGUCCAUAAUCACCCCCAUAUUUCUUUUUGUUUUUAUCUAUCUUAAUUUACUUGUAACAUUGACUGCCCUCUGCCCCCUGCCCCUACUGUUUUUUCAAACCCAAUCCAGUUCCCACCACGAAAACACCUCCGCACUUGCAGGAGUUAAUGAGUCCAUCUCUGAACGGUACCAGCAACUCCUUAAUAUUUACAAUUUUGCCACCACUCCCGCUUCCUUUCCCCCAAUUCCUCAUUUUUUAUUCCUCUCCUUCCAUCAAGCAAAUACCCAUCUUUCCAAAGCCCGAAAUCACCUCCAUAUCCCCACCAAAGCCCUGCCAAUUCUCCUUUUGUGUCGAUGGUAAAAGCAUCAAUGGCCUCUUCAGCAUCAUCCACAGGGGUUGCCACAGAGACGAAAACUUUCUCUGUUCUGUUUGUUUGCUUAGGCAAUAUCUGCAGGAGUCCAGCUGCUGAAGGCGUCUUUAGAGAUAUUGUGAAAAAGAAAGGCCUUGACUCCAAGUUUAACAUUGACGCUGCUGGCACCAUGGAUUACCAUGAGGGAAAUUUGGCAGACCCAAGAAUGAGGGCAGCCUCAAAAAGGAGUGGGAUUGAGAUAACAUCUAUUUCAAGGCCAAUCCGGCCAUCCGACUUUAGAGAUUUUGAUCUUAUUCUUGUAAUGGAUAAGCAAAAUGGAGGUACAAUGGGAUAUUGGUCUAGCCGUCUAUGUACUCUAAAGUUCUUGAGUAGCUAAAACAAAAUUGGUUA
Messenger RNA from Durio zibethinus, 853 nucleotides. Lineage: Eukaryota; Viridiplantae; Streptophyta; Magnoliopsida; Malvales; Malvaceae. The record is from RefSeq and is a predicted model, not a curated record.